CGUCGUGCAAGAGAUUGAGUUGCAAUAUUUAAAAAUGUACACCGCAGUGGUUUAUCUUAAGUUGUUUCGCUACACAAUGUUUAACAUAUCUCUGUAAACAUCGUGCUUAGUCAAGCAAGUCAAUAAGACGAGGGAAAUAUCCACACUUAACAUUACACCUGUUAAUAAUACAUAGCGUGUGAAUGUUUAGCCGUAUGUAUCCAGUUACUGAAUAAUCUUUAACUUGUGGUGUGAUUACUGAAGCACUGAACAGUAAACAUUCGAUCGCAUGUAUAUAUAAAGUGUUUGAAAACAUAAGAAUAUGCAUAGAUUAAGUUGAACAACCUUAUUACAACAUUACAAAGGUGACAUUUCGCACGAUGGAUAAGUUGAAAAGUCUUUUUGAAAUAUCGUCGUUUGAGAAGAAAAAGGACGUUCAAAUAUCUAAGUCAGCUGAUUCGAAUUUGGCUGGUUGUCCAGAGGAAUAUGCCGAGCUUCCUGUUUGUGCGCUGGAGAUGAAGACGCAACUAAAGCUGGCAGAGUAUUUAGAUAAAAAAGGCAAACUGUUGAAGGUUGAAAUCGACAAUAUUCCCUUGGACGUUUUGAAUGACAUCACUGGUCUUGCAAAAUUGUCAGGUCAAGAAGACUGUCUUGAUAAUGAUACCGUUGAAUCUGAGAAUCAAGUGAAAAGUCCGACUAUGAUGUGGCUUGAUCGAUGGAAUUACCACGGCUUCACAAUUGGUAGAUUAUGGGAAUACCUGCUCACUCUGCAACGUUAUGACGUCAUUCAUGAUUGCAGAAGAAACAUAAUGAGUGAUUGCAAGACAUUUUUAAACAAAACGAAGAAUUCUACCAUGACUUGGAAGAAAUUUAGGAUGGAUGAUGGAGUAUGUGAUCCUUCUGGUUUGCCUUUUGAUAUAUGUAAGUGA
Molecule: messenger RNA, 908 nt
Organism: Dreissena polymorpha
Lineage: Eukaryota; Metazoa; Mollusca; Bivalvia; Myida; Dreissenidae
Exons: 5
Coding region: 360-908 (182 amino acids)
Source: RefSeq, a predicted model, not a curated record